AUGCUUUUUCUGUUCUCAAUCUUCGGGUUAGUCCAUGGCAAUCAUUUCACUUUUGACCCGACCAGCCGAGUGAGCACAACUGAAAACUGGCUCAACGACGAUAUUCCGUGCAUUGGUAAGGAAUAGAGAAAGACUAGAGCGUACUGGUUAACUUAAGGCGACAGGAUUCGUUUCGAUGAUACUCUUCCGAUAGUCGCUUUUAUGGAUCACAAUCUUAAUGUGAGAAUGUGUGCUCUAAGAAGAGGGAAAGUAAAAUUGUUUUUAGGCGGAAUCGAUCACACUUCCGGAGAACGGAAUGAUUGUAUUCAGUGACAACGGAGUGGAGUUUGGCGGAAAUGCACAUUGGCAAUGUAGGAGAACGAGCGACGGCCCUAAAGGUGAUGAAAACGAAUAGGAAAAGGGUUUUCACUUUUGACCCACCUGGAAUUGUCCAGUUUCCGAUUGGAGUACCUUGAAAGUUUUCUUGGACUUGUCUAGAGAUACUCUGAAACUAUGCCAUGAAACCUUUUACUUUGCCAGGGAUUUUGAACUAAAAUAUCUCCAAAUCUGAUGAUUCAUUAGAGCUGAAACUUUCUAGGUAGCGGCUCCAACCCAAGCGCAAAAUGGACCAAAAGCUCAGUCUUCCUAAAAUCCUAAAAACCUCUUUGCCUGGCCCAAAAUGACAGUUUCAGACGCGUUCUUUUCUCGCGACGAAAGCAGCGACACAUCAUUCUACAACCCAAAGAACUGGAUUCCCGACGACGAUAAGUUCCUUCACAUGAACCAAGUCCCCUCUGAACAUGUGCUUCAUCUCCAAUCUCACCUUCCCAUUUACCUCAAUGUUUUCAGGAUGACGUGACAAUUUCCUCACUGGCAAGCGCCCAAAUCUACCUGGAUCGACCGGUUGUUGUCAACAAUUUCCAGUUCUACAAGCGUCAAGUCAGUCUAGUUUCUGUGUGUGUGUGUGCGGGUCUUCUUCAAAAGGUCUUCUUCAAAUGA
Caenorhabditis sp. 36 PRJEB53466 is the source of this 978-nucleotide messenger RNA. The record is from the annotation of a GenBank genome assembly. Lineage: Eukaryota; Metazoa; Nematoda; Chromadorea; Rhabditida; Rhabditidae.